CCGUAGACUGUCGUGUCGCUCCGGCACGGAAAUUCCAUGUUGUAUAUAAACAUCCUUGGGGCUCAGCUGGACAACACCAUCCUCUGUCGUUUCCAACAUGCGUCCCACUACUAUGCAGUAUGUUCGUCUUGGAAACUCUGGCUUGAAGGUAUCCAAGAUCAUCCUAGGAUGCAUGUCCUACGGCAAUCCCGCCUGGCAAGGAUGGGUGCUACCGGAGGAAGAAGGUAUCAAGCAUAUCAAGGCUGCCUACGAUGCUGGAAUCAAUACUUUCGACACUGCCAACAUUUAUUCUAACGGGCAGUCCGAAGUCACACUCGGAAAGGCGAUCAAGCAGCACAACUUGGCACGCGAAGAAAUCGUCGUGAUGACCAAAGUCUUCUGUACAGUCGGGCAAGAGCCUGAAGAACUAUAUGUGACCUCCGCUGAUAGCGAAAAGAAUGGAUACGUGAACCAGCAUGGUCUCAGCAGAAAGCACAUCUUCGACAGUGUCAAGCAUAGCUUGAAACGUUUACAACUCGAAUAUAUUGAUGUCCUACAAUGCCAUCGAUUCGAUCCCGAUACGCCUGUUUCUGAAACGAUGCAAGCCUUUCACGACGUCGUCAAGGCCGGAUAUGUCAGAUAUAUUGGCAUGUCUUCUUGUUACGCGUGGCAGUUCCAUGUCAUGCAGAAUUAUGCGAUUCAACAUAAUUUGACCCCCUUCGUAUCAAUGCAGAAUCAUCACAACCUUCUCUAUCGGGAAGAAGAGCGUGAGAUGUUCCCUACUCUCAAGCAUUUCGGAGUCGGCUCCAUUCCAUGGUCUCCUCUUGCUCGAGGUAUGCUCACACGGCCCAUCCAGCAAGAGACCAAGCGUACGGAGACAGAUCUUUGGGCAACAAUCUACAAGGCCGGUGAUGCUACCGAAAUAAUUAUCAAACGUGUCGAAGAGAUAGCAAAAAGGCGCGGUAUUUCGAUGGCCCAAGUCGCCGUUGCGUAUUCCAUGGGUAAAGAGGGUAUCUCUGCCCCGAUUGUUGGGACGACAUCAUUGGCCAACCUUGAAGAUCUCAUUGGCGCCAUCGGGGUCGCACUGACUGAAGAAGAAGUUAAGUAUCUCGAGGAGCCAUACAAGCCCCUCCCGAUCAUGCAUUGAAAGAGCAUGCUUGGGACGGGCGUGUGAGGGACUGAAAUGGCUUCGUCAUCCUCCGUGGCGGUUACCAGCCAUUAUUUCUUCUUUAAUCGAGUGCGAAUAGAUACGAGACAGUCUUCGAGUGAAUAAGAUACAUGUAAUGCCAAUCGAGCGAGUAUUUUCGUUUGAAUGCAUACCCCUCGAACUACUGGGGCGUCAAGGAUAAAGACACAAACCUCCGUUU
Molecule: messenger RNA, 1346 nt
Organism: Desarmillaria tabescens
Lineage: Eukaryota; Fungi; Basidiomycota; Agaricomycetes; Agaricales; Physalacriaceae
Product: aryl-alcohol dehydrogenase
Exons: 15
Coding region: 98-1126 (342 amino acids)
Source: RefSeq, a predicted model, not a curated record